GGCAAUGGUCUAGAGGAAGACUUUUAGAUGGGGCCAGUGAUGGUUGAAGGGCAAAGGGCAAAGCAGAGACCCAGACUUGGUCGUUUUUUCAAACUUCUUUUUUCUCUUUUAAUUUGUACCGUGUAGAAGGAACGUUAAUACUUUGACAUUUUUUUUCAUUUUUCAUUAAUUUAAUUCUUUCUAUGGUAUGAAGCAAGCAGCAGCUCAGAAACACACCAAAAAGCGGACUAUACAUUUAAAUCCCAAGUUUUCCUUCAAUUAUGUUCAAAUCCAAAGCAAAGCAAAAACACCCUGAAACCAUGGAAGAGACCUUCUCUUUAAUCCUUGAUGGCUGUAAGUUAGCUAAAGACCUUGAAUCAAACCUUGGGAAUUUGGCCAACCAGCCACAGAUCCUUUACAAGUCUUGCGAUGAUAUCAUAAAGGUUUUUGCUACUGCGAAACAACGGUUAAAUGAUCAAGACCCCGCCUUGUUAUCCAACUUACUCGCCCGCGAACCCCUCAAAUAUUCAUCAUCACAGCAGCAGCUGCAGACUGAUCCCAGUUUGCAGGAAUGGCUAAAGUAUGGUGUUAUUUCACAAGCAAUGGAGAUGAUUCAACAUCAGCCUGUGCCUGCAGGAAAAACUACUCCAUUAAUCGAAAUCAAUGAAAUGGGUGGAAAGAAAUUGUUGGAGGGUUCUCUUGCUUCUGCACGAUUGAAGGGCAUCGUAGGAGUAGGAGGAGAAAUCCAAGCACCUGAUGUAUUAGAUUCUGGUAGAGGUUCCUCAUCCUCAUCGCAGCGACCGCGAAGGAGGAAGGAUGCGGAAGAGAAAUGCACAAUGACAGUACCGGCUCCUCAGAUGGGAAACACUGAUCUUCCACCGGAGGAUAACUACACUUGGCGAAAAUAUGGGCAGAAAGAAAUCCUGGGUUCAAGGUACCCUAGGGCUUAUUACAGGUGCACACACCAAAAGAUGUACAACUGCCCUGCAAAGAAGCAAGUUCAGCGGCUAGACAACGAUUUUUACACAUUUGAGUUAACAUACAUUGGUCAGCACACGUGCCACAUGUCGUCUACGGCACCGUCAAUUCCGCCACCACCCCCACUUGACAUGACACAGGAUCAGAUAAUGACCCAAGCUAUGGUUACUCAGCCUACACCAACUUCUUCUUCAUCAGUUCCUUUAGGAAGAUGGCUCUCAAUGGAAUUCGGCCUGGGCUCUGGGGGAAGUGGUAGUGGCAGUGCAGCAGCAGGUGGCUCCACCACAGGCGGCCGAUAUGGAAGGGAUGUUGAUUAUCCAGCAGUGGCAGAUAUGGCAGAUGUUAUGUUUAAUUCUGGUAGCAGCAGCAGCAACAGCAUGGACUUUAUUUUUCCUUGCGCAGAUGACAAAUGGGAGGCAGGUGCAGGGGACAAGAAAAAUUGAUGACAUUAUUUGCUAAAGACCACAGUAGAAAUUAACUAGAAACAUUAUUCAUGAUCAUCAACAUUGUUCAUUGAUUGGCGACUAAAUUAAUUUGGGUGGCCGAUGUUGUCUAAUCUUUACUCAUCUUGUUGAUACACGCACAUAAGACGUGCUGUUUAUCGGUUGCUUGAAGGUCAAAAGUUCAGACAAUAACCUCACUUAGACUUAUAGCUAUACAGGUUACACACUGAUUUAAGAAUUUUGUUUGCUUUUUAAACUUCUUAUAACGUCAUACUUUGGUGGGUACAAAAAGAAACGUUUAUUCCACUACGUAUUCUGGCUUAAUUUGUAGAUUAUGAAAGAAUAUUAGUACUUCUUGUUUCCAUUCCAUGUAUAUACUUUAUGACUCAUAGAUUGUUAAGCCAUUCAUGGAUGAUGGAUCCAUGGCUACACCAUGGUACUUAAAACUUGUUUCUAUUUUAA
Durio zibethinus is the source of this 1862-nucleotide messenger RNA. RefSeq names its product WRKY transcription factor 55-like. Gene Ontology annotation, biological process: regulation of DNA-templated transcription. Gene Ontology annotation, molecular function: DNA-binding transcription factor activity; sequence-specific DNA binding. The record is from RefSeq and is a predicted model, not a curated record. NCBI's taxonomy places the organism in Eukaryota, Viridiplantae, Streptophyta, Magnoliopsida, Malvales, Malvaceae.